AUGAAGAAGCAACAGGGCAUCCCUGCAGCAGCCUACAGACCAGAAGAGAGCCAGGAAAGGAAGGCAGUGCAGCACAAGUGGGUGCGAGGGGCUCACAGUGGGAGCAAGCACAACAAGUCGCCCUCUGCAGUGCCCGGUGGUCUUCCAGAAGCCAGCCCCUUCUCCAACUCCCCGGCAGGAGCGCGAUGCCGCCCCGGGAGCGAGAGCCCCGCCGCACACUGGAGGCCGGUGCCAGGGUUAGGGGGUGUGCGCUCUUCCCCGCUGGCGCCCACCCUCACUUUUCCCCUCCGCAGCCCCCACUCGGGCGCACCCCCUCCAAGCCUGGCUCCGCCGCCCCAGGCCCUGCCAAGCCGGGGCUGCCGAGGGGAAGAGGGCGCCGGAAAGCAGGAGGGAUGCAAGUCAAGGAGUGAGCCCGCAGUCACCACGCCACCCGGCCCUGCGGCGCCGGGCGCAGGGCGCAGGGCGCACGGGACUCCGCAGCGGGCGCCCGCUGCAGAUGUGGCGGCAGCUGCUGCAGCUGUGGCUGCGGCUGGGCGGGCGGCAGUGGCCGCGCAGUCCUGGGAUCCGGGAGAAGAGGAGCAGCCGCUGGGACGACGCGCAGCCACUCGCCGCAGGCAGCUGCCCGGGUGUCUCGCCAGCACUCCGGGCCGCCGCGGGGUCCGGGGCAAAAGCCUGGAAGAAAGCGCGGCUCACCGGUGGUGCGCGCGGUCCUCGCCUCGGCUCCGGCGCCCGGUCGCUCGGCUCCAGUCUCGCCCUCCGCGAAGCGCCCGGAUCAGCGGCGGGUGCAGCGCGCGAGCUUCCUACUUGAGAUCAGGACGGGCUCCGGCGACUGAGCAUGCCCAGUGCCGCUCCGCGAGUCCCGCGCAGGGAGCGGCGCCGGCGACAUUCCACUUCUCCAGGCUUUGGCGGCGGCUGCGCGAGGAGAAGCUGGAGGGGCUGGUCCGGCGGGGGCCGAGGGGGAUCUAG
Messenger RNA from Eptesicus fuscus (big brown bat), 966 nucleotides. RefSeq names its product vasodilator-stimulated phosphoprotein-like. Bases 1 to 966 code for a protein of 321 amino acids. Lineage: Eukaryota; Metazoa; Chordata; Mammalia; Chiroptera; Vespertilionidae. The transcript has 2 exons. The record is from RefSeq and is a predicted model, not a curated record.